Phycodurus eques (leafy seadragon) is the source of this 5827-nucleotide messenger RNA. It is a transcript of the gene ptpn23a, whose product is annotated as protein tyrosine phosphatase, non-receptor type 23, a. Gene Ontology annotation, biological process: protein dephosphorylation; early endosome to late endosome transport; endocytic recycling. Bases 129 to 5735 code for a protein of 1868 amino acids. The record is from RefSeq and is a predicted model, not a curated record. Gene Ontology annotation, molecular function: protein tyrosine phosphatase activity; protein binding. Gene Ontology annotation, cellular component: endosome. The transcript is spliced from 24 exons. NCBI's taxonomy places the organism in Eukaryota, Metazoa, Chordata, Actinopteri, Syngnathiformes, Syngnathidae.
GACGGCUCCAUGACGUGACACAGGGGUUUGGAGAAAACAACCGAUUGCGUCUUCCAAAGCCGACAGACACGCCGACCUCGAGUGACAUCCUCGCGGGCUUGAGGGCACCGCGAGCAGCCGCCGCAGCGAUGGAGGCGGUCCCCCGCAUGCCGAUGAUAUGGCUCGACCUCAAGGAGGCGGGAGACUUCCACUUCAACCCGGCCGUCAGGCAGUUUAUCUUGAAGAACUACGGUGAGAAUCCCGACAACUACAACGAGCAGCUGAAGAAACUGGAGACGCUGCGGCAGAGCGCCGUGAAUGUGACCAGAGACUUUGAGGGAUGCAGCACUUUGAGGAAAUACUUUGGGCAGCUUCAUUACCUUCAGAGUCGUGUUCCCAUGGCAACCGGACAGGAGGCAGCUGUGUCUAUCUCAUGGACUGAGAUCUUCUCUGGUAAAACUGUGAUACAUGACGACAUCAGCUACGAGCAGGCGUGUAUUCUCUACAAUCUUGGGGCACUGCACUCCAUGUUAGGAGCCAUGGACAAUCGUGUGUCUGAAGAGGGCAUGAAGGUGUCGUGCACACACUUUCAGUGCUCAGCUGGAGCGUUCUCCUACCUGAGGGACCAUUUCAGUCACAACUUCAGCGUAGACAUGAGCCACCAGAUUCUCAACCUCAACAUCAACCUCAUGCUGGGUCAGGCUCAGGAGUGUCUUCUGGAGAAAUCCAUGCUGGACAACAGGAAGAGCUACCUGGUGGCUCGCAUCAGUGCUCAGGUGGUGGAUUACUACAAGGAGGCCUGCAGGGCUCUGGAGAACUCUGAGACGGCCUCCAUGCUAGGAAAGAUCCAGAAGGACUGGAAGAAGCUUGUCCAGAUGAAGAUCUACUACUUUGCCGCUAUUGCGCACCUCCACAUGGGUAAACAAGCCGAAGAGCAGCAGAAGUAUGGUGAGCGGCUCGCGUACCUUCAAAGCUCCUUGGAUAAACUGUCUGAAGCCAUCAAGCUGGCCAAGGCUCAGCCCGACAGCGUGCAGGAUGCCCUGAGAUUCACCAUGGAUGUCAUUGGUGGCAAAUUCAACUCUGCUAAGAAGGACAACGACUUCAUCUAUCACGAGUCUGUUCCUUCUCUGGAAACGUUGACAUCUGUCAAAGGCGCACCCCUGGUCAAAGCCCUGCCCGUCAACCCCACGGACCCCAGCGUUACCGGACCAGACCUCUUUGCCAAGCUGGUACCGAUGGCAGCCCACGAAGCCUCCUCCCUCUACAGCGAGGAGAAAGCCAAGCUUCUGAGAGACGUCAUGGCCAAGAUCGAAAGCAAGAACGACACACUGGACCAGUUCAUGGACUCUUUGGGUUUGGAGCCAGAGUCUGUAGACAACUUGGACAUGUACAGCCACAUCCCACCGGUCCUGAUGGAGAAAUGUGCCGCUCUUAGUGUGCGGCCCGACACCGUCAAGAGCCUCAUCCAUUCCAUGCAAGUCCUCUCAGGCGUCUUCACCGACGUGGAGUCAUCCCUGCGAGAGAUCCGAGAUGUUCUGGAGGCAGACGAGGUGGGCGAGCGGGCCCUCCAGGAAACCGGUGCCCCGACUGAGUUCCACCCUGCAGAGCAGGUUCAGCUUCUGACAGAGAUCCGAAGGGACCUGGAGAAAUACAUGGAGGCCCACGAGAAGGCCAGCUUCACCAACACAGAGCUCCACCGGGCCAUGAACCUGCACAUCAGCAACCUGCGUCUGCUGGGCGGACCCCUGGAGAGCCUGAGAGACGCCCUACCCCGACCACAACUCAGUGAAGAGGAAGUGGCUGGGCUGCAAUGCAUGAAGCGCAUCCUGGGGAAGGUUCAAGAAAUGAGGGACCAAAGAGGCACAUUGGAGAAACAACUGCGGGACCUCAUCCACCAGGAUGACAUUACUUCCACCCUGGUCACCACAGAGAGAGCUGACAUAAAGCACGUGUUUGAGGAGCAGCUGAAGAAGUAUGAGCAGGUGAAGGUCUAUAUUGACCAGAACCUGGCAGCCCAGGAGAACAUUUUGAAGGCUCUGACCGAAGCCAACGUUCAGUACGCAUCGGUCCGCAAGGGCCUGAGCCAGACAGAGCAGCAGUGGACCGGCACAGUCCAAGGACUGGUGGGAUCCUACGAGGCCUACGAGGACCUGAUGAAAAAGUCACAGGAGGGCAAGGAGUUCUACGAUGACCUGGAGGCGAAAGCAUCGCGUCUGCUGGAGAAAGUAAAGACAUUGUGUCAGACUCGGAUGGAAGAGAGGAAGCCCAUCCUUGAAAGAGAGAAACUAAAGAAACCUCCAGCGCGACCCACAGCAGCUAAGCCUUCCUUGAAGCCAAGGUCUCAGGAUGAAGACUCCAGUCUGGAAGAUCCAGAGUUAGCCCAAAUUAAUGCCGCUAUCUUAGCCUUAGGAGAAGACCAGCCAGCUGAGCUUCGCAGCCUCCCACCCGACAUUCCUUCUCUUCCCACCUCUGCGGGUCAUCUGCCGGGUCCGGAAGUAUUCCUCCCACCAGGUGCCAACCUGGGCUGCAGUAGCUCAUUGCCUUGGCCUGGUUCUUCAACUGGCGGUCUUCUUCGCUUCCCAGCCAAUCUCCCGCCACCGGAGCUUCUGGCUCGAAUCGCUCAUUUUCCUACAUCUGGCACCCUGCCAGCACCAGGACCUUUGGCAUGUAGACCCAUUCCUCACAUGGUUCCUCAGAUGCCUUCACAACUGCCUACACAGGCAGCUUACAGGCCUCAAGUCCCUCAAGCGGUUCCGGUUUGUCCUACUCCAGCCCGACCAUCAACCACCACGGUGGACAGCAUUCAAGCCCCUAUACCAAGCUACACUCCAACACCUCGCCACCCUGUCCCACCUUCAGUUUCUACUGCCUACACCGGACUCCCACAAAUGGGUGCCUACCCCCAGUUCGUCCCCCAAAUGCCACAGCAGAAGCAGGUGCAACCACAGUACCCACUACCUGUGGGGCAACACCUGGCCCCAGGCUACCAAGCUGGACCCAGAGCCCUUCCUGCCCCUCAACUUCCGUUGCAGGCCUACCCUCAUGGAUACAUGCCUCCGCAGCCUGUCGUCCCUCCACAGUACCCACAAGUUUUCCCUGGUCAUAUGGGACCACAGCAAAAUGGCUACCAGGCUCCGCCUCAGAUACCCCAGGGCUACCAGGCCCCUCAAAACUACACCCCCCAGCAGCACCCUCAGGUGAUGCCAGGCCCGAUACCAAGGCUAUCUCAGGGCCUGAUUCCUCCACAAAAUGCUCCUAUCCAUGUCUCACCAACAUCGCAGAUUGUACCGCCUGUUUCUCAACCUUACGUCCCUCACCAACACCUCCCAAUGCCCUCCAAUGCCCAGCAACUAGUACCACAUCCACAAAUACCAAGUGGCCCUGGAGGGACAAUGCCUCCUACCAGCCAGACAACCCACCCCACACUUCAUCCACAGAUGCCUCCUGCUUCACAGCCUCAUUUGCUUCCUGGGCCUCAGGUCCAUAUUCCAAGGGGUCCUCAGGUCCACAUUCCACCCACCUCCCUUGCCCCACAGCACCACCACGGCCCUGGACAUUCUCCCAUUCCAAACAUGCUUCAGCCGCCCAUGUCCAUACCCAGUCACACCCAGAUUCAAGCCCACCACACUGGGGGUGUUUGCUACCCUGGAGGACCGCCCAUGAUGCCCCAGCAGCCACUGGCACCGCAGCUUGUUGCCCCACAACAGCCUCAGGUCUCCCUUAGCGUCGUCCACUCGCAGCCUUCUAUGUACCCAUCAGCUCCAGGAGCUAAUUUGCCCCCAAGUGCACCACUGAGACCGCCUGCCGUUGGCCCACAUGGUCUACAUCCUCACAUGCCCCCCCAGCACAUGCUCCAACCCUGUCCUGGCGGUCCUCCAGUAGGACCGCCAGGACAGCCAACCCAUCCUCCCUCUCCUUCGCCUGCCCCAUCUACAUCCCCCGUACCUGGCCCCCCGUGUCUGGUUAUGACCCCACAGCAGAGACCCACCGUUGCCACUAACAUGGGUGCUGCAGUUCCACCAACUCUUCAGACUCCCUCGGUCGUUUCUCCUCCUUCCACUUCUCUGUUUGAGCAGCAGAACUCCAGUAACCACGACCUCCUCUCCUCCAGUCCUGAGAGCCAACCGGGGGGCACCAAGUCCCCCACCAAUGUCCUCCAGCCCACCAAAGCAGACCCUCAGGAGGGGGAGCGUCGCAAGAAGGACUCCCAGGGAGUUCUCCUGAUCCAAGGCGAUCCGUAUCAAUCUCCUGAGCUCGUGGCCCGGCUCCACGGUGAACUGGAACAUUUCCGAGCGCAGGCCGAGUCCCUGGAGGAGCCUUCUGAGGGUGAGAGGGGGCUGUCGGUGCUGGAUGCACACUGGAAGGAGCUCCAGGAGCAGCAGGAGAAAGACGCCCGGCAGCUGUCAAUCGCCAUUGCCCGCUGCUACACAAUGAAGAACCGGCAUCAGGACAUCAUGCCCUACGAUCUCAACCGCGUGCUGUUGCAGUCGGGCAAAGACGACUACAUCAACGCCAGCUAUAUCAAAGACUUGUCGCCGUACUGCCCGCAAAUCAUUGCCACGCAGGCACCGCUCACCGGCACCGCCGCCGACUUCUGGUUAAUGGUGUACGAGCAGAAGGUCUCCUUGGUGGUCAUGCUGGUGUCAGAGCAGGAAGUAGAGAAGGGAAAAGUGGUGCGCUACUUCCCAAUGGAACGUGGCCAUCAGCUGUCUCAGGGACCUAUCACGCUCAGCUUGACCACGCACAAGACAACAGCAACCCACGUGGAGCGCAUGAUCAGCCUGCAGUACCGUGAGCAUAGCCUGAAGCGUACCGUGGUCCACCUGCAGUUCACUUCCUGGCCAGAGCUGGGGCUCCCUGACAGCAAGAGCAACCUGCUGCACUUUAUCCAGGAGGUCCACGGACACUACCUGCACCAGAGACCCUUACACACGCCCGUGCUGGUCCACUGCAGCUCUGGUGUGGGUCGCACUGGCGCCUUUUGUCUGCUGUACGCAGCAGUGCAGGAGCUGGAUGCGGGGAAUGGCAUUGCAGACUUGCGAGCUCUGGUCAAGAAGAUGCGGCAGCAGAGGAAGAAUAUGCUACAGGAGAAGCUGCACCUCAAGUUCUGCUACGAGGCUGUGUUAAAGCACGCAGAGCAGGUCCUGCUGCGACACGGCGUCUCCGUGGCAACCGGUGGCAGGAACGCCGCCUCUACCGCCUCCAAGCCAUACUCCCGCCAGGAGUCCCAGCAGGAUCUGGUUUUGGGUGGAGACAUGCCCAUUAGCUCCAUACAGGCCACCAUCGCCAAGCUCAGUGUACGCCCUCCCGGCGACCUGGCCUCAGAGGACCUGGACCUGGACCUGGAUGAUCAGGAUAAUCCGACCCUCUCCUUUUCACCAGCCCUCUACUCACCAGGUGACCCUUGCCUCCUUCAAGAGCCCGUCGUCGACAGCUCUGGCUCACUUAUGUCGCCUCCCGACUGCUCGGGUUCGCCCCCUGCAUGUCUGUCCUUGCCGCCGCCCAACGGCCUAGAUCUGGCAUCACCGCCAUCGGAGACUUCGGCCACCCCGCCGCCGCCCUCCUCUUUAGAGCUGCUGGCCUCACUGGCACCUGAGGCUUUCUCUAUGGAGGGCGGCGGGCGGGGAAAACAGCGGGUGACCAAGCAGAGCUUCCUGCAGCCGGUGGAGGGCCAGGGUCUCCAUGGGUCCAGGGGGGCUGAGAGCACAGACCCCCUCAGCGGUCUGGACCCCCUGUGGAGCCUCAAUAAGUCCUAAAACAAGUUUUAAAAAAAAUAAAACAAUCCCAACAUGCGACUUUGUAAAUAUUUUUAAGUUUCAAUGUUUAAAAAGUAAAUAAAGUGAGUGAG